UUUUGUUUUGUUGAUUCAAAUAAAAAUUCUCAUCAGUGAAGAAUAAAAACUUUUUGUUAAAAUUUUUCACGAUUGAAUCAAUCAAUUGGCAACCGACACCAUUGCCAACGAAACAAUUUUAUUGUUUCAACGGUUCUGGUUAUGGAAUGGAGCCUAUCAUCGAAGUUGAGGAUACGAACGAAGAAGAUUAUAGUUUUUCUGGUUCCGUGUCCUCUUCAACACCAUCACCUCCACAUGUUACUUCUUUAUCAUCUGCUAUUACAAUUGGUACACAAUCAUCAUCAGCAUCAGCAUCAUCAUUAACAUCAUCAACAACAACAAAAACAUCAACCAUACAACAAUAUUCACAACUACAAGCGAUAACUACAGCAGUGACAGAAACGCCUACAGCUAUAAAUGAAACAAUAGCAUCAACAUCGGCAAACAUAAAUGAAUGUGAUUUAAUUGAUGAUCAUUCAAAUAUACAACUUUUAUCACCGAUUCAAACAACAACAGUUACAAUGAAUCAAUCAAAUAUUAUUCAUAAUUUGGAUAAUGAUCCAUUAACAGAUCUAUCCAGUAUGAAUCAAAAUUCACAAUUUCGUUCACGUGCCUAUACAUGGCCACAAUCGUUAAGUUUUCAACAACAACAACAAGAUGAAGAACAACAAGAUGAAUAUGGUGAUGAUCAAAUACAUGGUGAUGAUGGUGAUUUUGUUGAUAUGGUCAUCGGUAUUGGCUGUGAUGGUGUCUCAAAUGCAAUCAUCAAUCCAUCAUCUAUUGUAACAUCAAUGGAUUUAACUGAUGUUGAUUCUACAUUAUUAUCAACAUCGAAUCGACAUCAUCAUCAUCACCAUCAUCACCACCAACAACAACAACAUCAACCAUUAUCAUCAUCAUCAUCAUCAUCAUCUAUACAACAACAAACACAGCCAUCAUAUUUGUUGCCAAACAAUGUUGAUACACCAAUGUAUAUGUUUGAUGAUUCAGUGAUUAAUGAUGGCCAUAACGAUCCAAAUGGAUCAAUAAAUUCAAUACAAAUUCUUUCCUCGCAUCAAUUUUCGCAGCCAACCCUACCACAACAUUCGCAUCAACAACAUCUAUAUCCGUCUAAUAAUAAUAAUACCUUUCGAUCAUCAUCACCAUCAUCAACAUCAAUCAAUGAAAAUAAAACUAUCCAAAAUCAUUCAUCUUCAUUAUCUACCUCUGCAUCUUCAUCAAUGACAACAUCGAAUAAUCCGGAUAAUUUGAAUGAUACAGAACAACAGAAACAACAAUUAUAUUAUACAACACCGGCUGAUAAUAAUAAUGAUACAACAACAGCAACAUAUUCUAGUCUAAAAAUUAAUACAACACUUGGUAUUUGUGCAAGUGAUUCACAAUUAUCCAAUGGACAAUCUCCAUAUUUACAUCGUUCUGGUUCCGAAUCCGGUACAUCAUCAUCAGCAUCAGCAAAAAAAGUUACAUCAAGACGUAAUGCAUGGGGUAAUUCAUCAUAUGCUGAAUUAAUUGCUCGUGCAAUUGAUGGAUCACCGGAUAAACGUUUAACAUUAUCACAGAUAUAUGAAUGGAUGGUACAAAAUGUUACAUAUUUUAAAGAUAAAGGUGAUAAUAAUUCAUCAGCUGGUUGGAAGAAUUCGAUUCGUCAUAAUCUUUCAUUACAUAAUCGUUUUAAACGAAUACAAAAUGAAGGAACGGGAAAAAGUUCAUGGUGGGUUAUAAAUCCGGAUGCUAAACCUGGUAAAGCUCCUCGCCGUCGUGCAAUUUCAAUGGAAACACAACAUUACGAAAAACGUCGUGGCCGUGUUAAACGUAAAGUUGAACAACUUCGUAUGCAAGCAAGAAAUUUUGGCCAAUUAGGUGAUAAUAUUUCAUUGACUACGUUGUCCGAAUAUCCAAAUAUGAAUAAAUCGACUGAUGGUUCAAUGAUUUCAUUAACUGGUUAUCCAGAUCCAUUGAUCGACAACGAUAAAGGAAUCAUUAAUCAAACAAAUUUAAGUUUGACAAGUUUAAAUUUAUCCGAUUCGAUCAGUGGUGGUCAUUGUUUACCAUGCAAUAAUAUUCAUGUUACAAGUCCUGGUUCAACCGAAAGUUUUGAUAUAUUUGCUGAUCCAGCAAUGAAUCAUAUUGGAUCAUAUUUUCAUUCAUCUAAUUAUAGUCCAAAUGAAUUUAGACCACGUGCAUCAUCUAAUGCAUCGUCUACCUGUUCGAAUUUGCUGCUCGAUAUUCAAGACAAUCAUCAGUCAUCACCAAUGUCACAUUGGUAUGGGUCCAAUCAAAUAAGCAAUGGCUAUAAUAAUAAUGGUAAUCAAACGAAUUUGGAUUCACAUCUAAUGGAAUGUUUACAUUUGGAUACUGUACAAAUUGAUUCGCCAAAUCAUAUAGCAGCUGAUUCUAAUUAUCAAUUAUUGGUUGAACAACAACCAAAUGAUGUACAAAUGUUAUCGACAACAUCGCUUACAACAAAUAUUGUUGAUGAACAAUCAUCAUCAGCAAUAAUGACAAAUCAAAUGGAUUCAAAUGUAAAUGCGCAAAUUACCAACACAAAAAUUGAUACACAUUCUCAAUUACAAAACAAUUCAACACUUUCAUCAUCGGCAACAUCAUCAUCGACAUCAUCAUCAACAUCAACUAGCUCAACAUCACCGAAUAUUCGUCGUGGUUCAUAUCGUGAUCUCUUUAAUCGGGUUCAACAGGGACAACAACAACAACAACAACAGCAAAAUGCAUCUCUUCAUUUAUCGCCGAAUGGUAAUAACCUUGAUCAUCAUCACCAUCAUCAUAAUCAUCAUCAUCAACAACAACAUUCAAUAUCACCAUCAUCAACAUUAUCUUCGACAACAACAACAACGACCUUAUCAACAUCGGGAUCAUCAUCAUCAUCAUCAUCGUCAUCAUCAUCAACAACUCCAUCAUCAUCAACAUCAAUUUCAUUAUCGACAGCAAACCCGAACCAAAAACAAGUGCCGAAUAUGAAUAAAAUCAAUUGUGGUAGUAGUAAUACAAGUGCAUGUAAUGGAAAUGAAAAUUCCAAUUCCAACAACAAUCAUUUGAAUACAAAUGGCCAAAAUUUUUAUAAAUCAUCACCAGCAUCAAUGUUAGAUACAUUGACAUUGAAACAAUCAAUUAUCAAUGAUAAUAAUGAUGAUGAAUUGAUUCAAUCAUCAUUAUAUGAUUUACAACAACAAUCAAAUACAUUUACAGAAUCAUCAUAUCUUUUACAAUCACAUCAUCAUCAUCAACAGAAUAAUAAUAAUAAUAAGCAAAUGCAACCACCAUCGUCAUCAUCAUCAUCAUCAUUGUCAUCACAGCAACAAACCUAUAUGGAUCUAUAUGGAAAUCCACCUGGUCAAUAUAAUUCAUAUUCGAAUGCAUAUGAUACGAACAAUACUCUUUAUGAUAUUUAUCAACCGAAUAAUAAUCAUAAUCAUCAACAACAACAACAAACAUUAUAUCAUUCAAAUGACUUAGGCAAUUUUCAUUCGGGUAAUGGCAACAAUAAUCUGGAAUAUGAUUUUGAUCAGAUGCAAUCAGAUUUAUUGCUAACUUGUGGCGGUGGUGUUGGUGGUGCUGAUUCAAUGAUUGAUCAAGGAAUGCAACAAAAUUUAAUUACAGCCGAUAUGACCGGAAAUGAUUUUAAUAAUCAUCAUCAACAACAACAAAAUAAUCUACAACAUACGGCAUUUACUAAUCAACAACAACAACAUCACAAUAACAAUCAAAGCGGUAUACCAGAUUCACCACCUAUGAAUUGUCCACCAUUAGUAUCACAUCAUAAAACGGGUAGCCAAUUAUCCUUACAACAACAACAACAACAACAACAACAAUCGGCAACAUCAACAAAUUUGAACACUACCAAUCAAGAAUCAUCAUCAUCAUCAUCACCAAUGAUGGAGAUUGGCAUCUAUAAUAAUAAUAAUAAUAAUAAUUCUAUUCAACAACAACAGCAGCUACAUAGACAACAAUCAUCACCAACAUCAUAUAUAACAUUGAGCAAUAGCUCAACAACAGUUACGAAUGUUGAUAAUGAUACUAAUACAAAUAAUAAUGGUGAAUAUCAUCAUGCUCAUCAUCAUUUAUCUAAUGGGAAUCAAACAAUUGAUCAUCAUUUACAAGCAUAUGCUCAUCAACAACAUCAUCAAACAAUGUUUGAAACAACAACAACUACAACUUCAGCAACAUCGACGACAACAACAUCAUCAUCAUCACCAUCAUCAUCACUAACAAAAUUAUCUCAAUCUUUAAGAUCAUCACCAUCAUUAACAUCAUCAUCAACGAUUGCAUAUCAAUUGGAAUUAACACAAACACCAUCGAUAUCUAUUGAAUCAUCACCAACAAAUAAUAUUCAUAAAAAUGUUGGUAAUGGUGGAAUUGGCAAUUUGGUUAAUUUAAAUGAUGAAAAAAAUGUUGGUCCAUCACCACCACCACCACCAACACAGGUUCCAGUAUCAAGAUCUUGGGUUCACUAGUCAUCACCAAAUUAAGAAGAAAUCUAAAUGUUUAAUAAAUGUAUGAAUGAUUGAAACUUGUUUACCUGUGGUAUAUCAAUGUCCACAUAUAUCACGAUAAC
This is a messenger RNA of Dermatophagoides pteronyssinus (European house dust mite), 4549 nucleotides long. RefSeq lists its product as uncharacterized. Gene Ontology annotation, biological process: regulation of transcription by RNA polymerase II. Gene Ontology annotation, molecular function: DNA-binding transcription factor activity, RNA polymerase II-specific; RNA polymerase II cis-regulatory region sequence-specific DNA binding. The record is from RefSeq and is a predicted model, not a curated record. Lineage: Eukaryota; Metazoa; Arthropoda; Arachnida; Sarcoptiformes; Pyroglyphidae. Gene Ontology annotation, cellular component: nucleus.